AUGUUCCAUCACGUCAGAGCUUCAAGGAUAGAGCUAGACGAUGGCCUCAGUCUCGAUAGCGGUCUGGGCAUGUCGUCUCAGCCAUCCUCGCCCAUGACCCCAAAGCACCUCGCGUCUUUUGAGUAUAUGACGAAGGGCCUGUCACCCACAAGCCCAUUCGGCGCAGACACAUUCGGCGACGAUGCAGCCACCAGUUUAGACGACCUCUUUCCUGGCGAGGAGAGCCUCCCAUCACUAGUACCAGAACCCAGCACCCCAUUGAGGGGACUCACUCACCCAUCCACACCAAAGACUCAACCGCAACCACACACCAGUCCCCUCCUCACUGCAGACCGUCGGGUAACCAGGACCUUAUCGCUCAAACUUGGUCCAGUACCAAAAAAGCGUCGCCAAAGUACCACCCAACUCGCCGAGCAGCUUCAUCACGCCAUUGAUAAGAGCGAUACCGGCGCAAUCCUCAAGCUCAUCAAAGAGGGCCGCGUCGACCCCAACAUCCAACGACGAGGAUCAAGCCUACCACCCCUUCAUGAGGCCCUCGCCGCUCGUUCGAACGAAAGAGCAGCCAUCAUUACAGCCACCAAGAACGGAUUCCCCCCUGCAUCCAUCACCUUACUAUGCGAACUCGGCGCCAAGCUAGACGCUGUUGACAUAUUUGGGCGAUCAGCGCUUCACUACGCAGCAAGCAGCUACGGCUCGGCUUCGUCUCCCCCAUCUUCUGGGAAGUCCAGCGAGGAUGAAAAGGUAGAAACGGUCAAGAUCCUCUGCUCCCAUGGCGCCAACCCAAACCUGCCAGACGAAACAGGCCACAUGCCUCUUCACCAAGCGGUCCACAACGUCCACCUAGCUGCAGCCAGGCAACUCCUCGACUGCGGCGCCGAUAUUAACGCUGCGACCAAGAGUGGAAGAACCCCUCUUUACUUGGCCAUCGCCAAGCGCAGCACCGAAAUCGUUUCCCUUCUCUGCGAGCGCGGUGCCGUCAUCAACCGCUUCGUUGGCGAUUCCACCCCGUUGUUAGCCGCCAUAACAGCAGGCUGUACGGACAUUGCUCGGGUGCUGAUCCAAGCAGGGGCUGCUGACCCUAACCUGUCUGGAGGGAAGGGGAACUUUCCCUUGCUCAUGGCAUCUGCAUUGGGGAAUAAUGAGCUGGUUGAAACGCUACUGGCACACGGUGCGGAUGUACAUGUGGCGAGCAGCUCAACCGGCAUGACGCCGUUGCACGUGGCAUCUCAGGGCGGGCAUGAGGGGAUCGUGGGCCUGUUGAUCAGGGCUAGGAUGCCAGUGGAUGGUGUAAAUAACGACGGACUGACGCCUCUCGCGCUGGCGGUGGAGGGUGUUCAUGAUGAGAUUGUGCAGAUGCUGUUGAUGCAUGGCCGUGCGGAUGCGAAUCAUACUUAUGAUGGGCAGUCGCUGCUAUGGAGAGCUUUGGAGCGACUGACUGCCGCCACCACUCUUGCCUCCAAGACUACAAGCAGCCCGGGGACAUCAGCAGCGGUAGCCCAUGCCAAGUACGUGACGGUGACUGCGAUUGAGCGGAUCAUCCAUCUGUUGAUAGCGGCCGGUGCCGAUGUCGCUGCUCUGCAGGGCGAGCUCGGAGUCACCCCGCUACAUCAAGCUUGCCGACUAGGGUUGGACUCUAUCGUCGAGAUGAUGCUCUCACCACCACAAGGUGCCCACGCACUCGCUCCGUUCCACAGCGAGAAGCAUGAUCACAGUGGUAUUGUCGAAACACAUCUCUGGUCAGGCCACACGUCCCUCUUCUUCGCCGUCGAAGGUGGUCACUUGACCACAACCAAGCUCCUAAUCGAAAAACACCAUGCGGAUAUUAACACCAGAACAGCAGUUGACGCAACUCUGCUAUGGGCGGCUAUCGGGCACCCACAUAUACUACGCUACCUCUUAACCCUGAGGCCUUUGCAAGGACAGGGGGUUAACAGAACGGGAAGUGUCCGCAAGCGGCUAAGGCUGAUGAGCUUUGGGCGCAGUAGCGAAGAUGGGACAUUGGGAGGAGAAGGGUUUGACGUGAACCAUAGAGAUCAUGGAGGAGCCACGGCUCUUCAUGCUGCCGCCGCGGCCGGUCAAAUGGAAGAUGUGAGGAUACUGCUAAGGAAAGGGGCGAAGCAGUUUGCUGCCCAUGAGGUGUAUGAUGAUUUGGCGGGCAGGAAGGGAGGCACAUACCGACAAGGAACACCGGCUGGGAUUGCCAGACAAAAAGGACAUGAUAGGAUUGCGGAGAUAAUAGAAGGCUGGCGGUAA
Sordaria macrospora k-hell is the source of this 2253-nucleotide messenger RNA. The record is from RefSeq and is a predicted model, not a curated record. NCBI's taxonomy places the organism in Eukaryota, Fungi, Ascomycota, Sordariomycetes, Sordariales, Sordariaceae.